Coniophora puteana RWD-64-598 SS2 is the source of this 1488-nucleotide messenger RNA. RefSeq lists its product as uncharacterized. The coding region runs from base 1 to 1488 and encodes 495 amino acids. NCBI's taxonomy places the organism in Eukaryota, Fungi, Basidiomycota, Agaricomycetes, Boletales, Coniophoraceae. The transcript is spliced from 4 exons. The record is from RefSeq and is a predicted model, not a curated record. Gene Ontology annotation, molecular function: protein binding.
AUGGUCACAACUCUGGAGACCAUUACAUUUGACGUUCUCAUACAAAUCAUCGCACAACUCGACAUUACCGAUGUGCUACGAUUGCGGCAGGUAUCUACGCGUCUCCUAGAAGUUACGCUCGAGAGAGCGCUCUGGGACGAGCUCUACAGAUCCUCACACCUACCUCGGACCAUCGGUCCGCUCCCUUCACAGUCUCAGCAGGAUCUGGAAAGCGUUCUCGCGAGGAGCGCCCAAGUCGGCCAUAAUAUGUUUGUCAAGGGCUCUCCGGUACGAUCACGGGUCGUGGAAUAUGGUCCGGACUGCUGGGGCGCUCGAAUUCUUGCCGGAAAGGUCUUACUCUACGUCGAUCCUGGGUCAUCUACUCGCAAGGAGAGUGUCUUAUUUUAUAAUCUGGAUGACGACAUGUUAGGCGACCCGCAGGUGGUGCACGAGUUCGACGGAGAGCACGCCUCCGUGAUAUCUAUAGACUCUGUCGACGUUCACGAUUUUAGAGGUCAAGGUCACGCCUACGUUGGGCUUCAGACGGCCAAUUCCGAAUCCAGAGACACUGAAGUACUCAUCAUGAAGAUGAAAGACAGUGGGGAUGAGCUAAAGUUUGAGCUCGUGUACCGUUAUACUCGGGAUGCGAACUCCUUUCACUCUCUCGUAGCAAGCCCUCGCCACAUCAUAGUUGGUCAUAUGCUCAAGAACAAGAGCAUGGCACAUGUCUUUGACAUCUCUGGCCUAGAAGGCGGUCCUUUGGCUGAAGUAGAAGACACAGACGAAACCCUCGUUAUUUCUGACGGUGACAUAGGUUUUGGUCCGGACUUCUACGCAUGCAGCACGCACCUGAUAUUCCUGAAGCCCCAUCCUGACCCACGGGAAACGUGCAUGCGUCUUACCGCUGUGCCUUUGAUGGAUAGUUCUGCCGGUUCUGAUUCUGAAUGUCGCCCAGAGGCACCUACUUGUGACAUCGACGCUUUCGAGCCACUCUCCUUCGGCAUACUUCGGGACUCCAUCGUCGAUCGAGAACCUGGCUACACCGAAGUCAUUGUGCAUGGUCUCGCAGAACGCAAUGGCGUGUACACGCUCACUGUGUCCAAGCUACUCAUACCAUCUCACAUCGGUCCAGACGCAUCACAGGAGAUUCGUGUUACUAGCCACAUUGUGGUGAAUUUCCCUGAUCGUCCAGGCCUCUACAUGCAGCCAUCGUUCACCGGAAGUGCACGCUGCAUCUUCUACUACUCUAACGAGGCAGCCACAGCGGAACUACGAGCCCUAGAAUAUUGCUAUGAUGAAGCCACGGAGCGCCCUGUGUUGCUAGACAGCACCUCGAACUUGGAUUACUUGGGCGUGCUCUACGACGACUUCGUGACUCGAGACGCGGAGAUGCAGCACUUCGAACAAGAGCCGCACAGCGGAAGAAUUCUGUACCACUAUCGCACAUCUCCGUCUGAGGACGAUCCAUCAAGGGAAGAAAGCAAUCUGUGUAUUGUGGACUUUGCUUGA